This is a messenger RNA of Pygocentrus nattereri (red-bellied piranha), 11203 nucleotides long. It is a transcript of the gene rev3l, whose product is annotated as REV3 like, DNA directed polymerase zeta catalytic subunit. Gene Ontology annotation, cellular component: nucleus; zeta DNA polymerase complex. Bases 1173 to 10322 code for a protein of 3049 amino acids. Gene Ontology annotation, molecular function: DNA binding; nucleotide binding; DNA-directed DNA polymerase activity. The transcript is spliced from 32 exons. The record is from RefSeq and is a predicted model, not a curated record. NCBI's taxonomy places the organism in Eukaryota, Metazoa, Chordata, Actinopteri, Characiformes, Serrasalmidae. Gene Ontology annotation, biological process: double-strand break repair via homologous recombination; error-prone translesion synthesis.
AGUAGCGGAGCGGCGAGGCGCCAGAGCCGGGGAGAGAAAACCCGGGCACCCGGGGCGGUCCGGAGGAGAGCCGAGCCCGCACACGAGCACUGGAUUAAAGACGGAGGGCGACGGAGAGUGACGGACGGCGACGGAGGAUGGUCUCCGAGGGCCGCUCGAAGCAAGACACCGUCGCGUUAUGGAGCCUUUUCGCCGCCGGGAGGACUGAACGGGGGGAGAUUUCAGGUUAGCCGCGCUGGCUAACAGCGCUAGCAUUAGCUUUAGCUGCCGUGCAGGCAGGAUUCCAGUAGCCAGCAGGCUAGGCUAGGCUAGGCUAAGGUGAGGUAAGGUGAGGUAAACUCAAGCCGAGCGGUCGUGUUUGGGAUUAAAAAGGAGCAGAAAGGCUGUCAGCGCGAUUUUAAAGACGUUUGUGGCUCAAAAACGCACAUUGUGUGUGAAUAUUUGGCGGUCGGUGCGACUGGAGAGCGAUUUUUGUUUGUUUGCUGCAGCUGCGGGAUCUCAGCCAGAGCGCCGCAUUUCAAUCAGAGCUGCUGGAGCCCUCACUGGGAACACCGGGGGGUUCCAGAACACUGGGAACACCGGGGGGGUUCCAGAACACUGGGAACAGCAAAGGGGUUCCAGAACACUGGGAACACCAGAGGGUUUCUGGAAUACUGAAAACACCACACACACAGAGGACUGAUAAAGCAUUAAAAUAACCAGCAGACUCUGGAAUACUGAAAACACCAGAGGAUCCCCCCAAGAUUACUGCACGCUGUGAGAAUGUUGAGCUGUUUUUGGAUUUAUAAUUUAAUCCGUACUGAAAAAACACUGAAGAUUCCUAAAGCUUUAAAACAUCAGAAGACUCCCCCGAAGUACUGAACACACAUCUCACCUUCCCACCAAACUGACCCAUUCCUUCUGGAUGCUGCUCCACCUGCUGACCACGUCUGGCCAGCUUAGCACAAACGCACAACGACUACAACGCAAACACAACAGCUUUAACAUAUAAUACCACAGUAUGCAUAACGACAUAUAACAGUAUAUAACAGUAUAUCACAGUAUAUAACAGUAUAUAUAACGAUAUAACACUGGCACAAACAGAGCUGAGGCAGCCUCUACCGCAGUAAACCACAGUAAACACUCGUCUGCCUUGGCCUCCGCCUCGGAGCUGACCCCAGUCCUCAGGCAGCAUGUUUUCCGUGCGGAUAGUGUGUGCGGAUUACUACAUGGCCAGCCCCUUGGCCGGCCUGGAUGUGUGUUAUUCCGAUUUUAGGGACAGCGAGGUGAAGAGGGUACCGGUGGUCCGGAUCUUCGGCUCCACGCCAGCAGGUCAGAAAACGUGUCUACACCUGCACGGCAUGCUGCCGUACGUCUACGUGCCGUACGACGGCUUCGGGCAGCAGCCGGAUCGUUACCUGCGCCAGGUGGCCUACAGCAUCGACCGAGCGGUCAACAUCAGUCUGGGAAACCCCGCCUGCACCGUCCAGCACAUCUACAAGAUCACCGUAGUGUCUGGCAUGCCUUUCUAUGGGUAUCAUGCUCAGGAGAAGCCCUUUAUGAAGAUCUAUCUCUAUAAUCCUCAGAUGGUGAGAAGAGUGUGUGAGCUGUUACAGGGUGGUGCUGUGAUGAAUAAGUGUUUUCAGCCCCAUGAAGCUCACGUCCCCUUCCUGCUUCAGCUCUUCAUCGACUACAACCUGUACGGCAUGAACCUCGUUAACCUGUCAGCCGUGCGCUUCCGCAAACGCAGAACAGAGGGUCACAGUGCGGUGGAGAGCCGAAGUCCGUGGAGAAGCUCCUGCACCUCCAAACUCAAUGACAGUGUUCUAGGGGGAACCUUCACCCGGUGGGACGAGGAUAAUUUACCCAGUUCUCUGGUUAUGGAGGACGUGGCGAGGGUCAGUGUGUGUGAGUUGGAGGUGGACGCUGUGGCUGCAGACGUUCUAAACCGACUGGAGAUAGAGAAUCAGAUUGGCAGGAAUCCUGGACUGCAGGCCAUCUGGGAGGACGAGAAGCAGCGGAGGAGAGAGAGAAACCAGAGCUCCCAGAUAGAAGCCCCUCACUCUCAGGAUCGGCCAUGUGUGGAGCAGGUGGAGAGCGAGCGGAUCUUCAUGAAGAGGUUUAAACAGAUGCUGAGGGAGAACCAGUUUGACGUGACUCAGAGUGGAUCUGUAGUUGAUGAUGAUGAUGAUGAGUUUCCUGAACUGUCGCUCCACCCUGACGUUCUGAGCCCUGAUGACCUGCCCCUUGUUCCUGCCAGCCAGGUGGAGGUGCACAAGGACACGCCGCCAGACAAUAAAAGGUCUGGGGGAAAAGACGCAGAGGUGGCCAUCGUAGACGAAGAGGCCAUUCUGAGUUUGUUGGAGAGCAGCCAGACGUUCCUCCCUUCUUCUCAAAGAUCCAGUCAGUCCGCUAUUCUCGAUAACAGCCAGGACCAGGCCAUGGUGGACCUGCUUGAGGGGCUUGCUGAUGAUGGCUUUCAGGCAGACAUGUCUAGAUCUGCGUCCGGUCGGCAGCUGUCUAGUAGCACUAACUGCCCUUACAACAGUGACGAGGAGGAGGCGGUGCCUGAGCUCGAGAAAGAGGAGGCGGAGCUAAGCAUGUUGAUGUCGCAAAGAUGGGACAGUGAUAUUCUGGCACCUUCGACCCGAUUGAUCCCAAAAGAUGCAAACGAAAGCUCCAGUGAAGAGCAGCACGACUCAUCAGAGGAAGAGAUGGAAUGGAGCGGAAACAACGAUCUCUUUGGUGACCUGUCCAUUCCCCAACUGGACGGAGCUGCAGAUGAGAACAGCGAUUCAUCAUUAACUGACAAAGGUUCCCGAGCUCAAUCUUCUCUUACGGCAAAUGACAAGAUCUUGGGAAGAAAAAAACACUUCCAAAGUGAAUCUGUUCACCGGGAGCCUCCAUCCUCGGCCAAAGUUCUUCUUGAGUGCAAGCACCCUGAGCACAGGCAGUCCCUCUCACUUGAUAAGGAGGAAUCAGCUGACAAGAACUUUCCUGCUGAGGUUCAAGAAGGCAGUGAACAGUUAACUGGGUUGAAAGUGAAUAAAGAGAUCCUUUACAUCCCACCAGUCAAGCACCCCAUCCUGUGCAAUAUACCAAAUGUGUCCCAGAUGGGUGCUGACAAAGCAGAGGAGCUCCCGCUCUUUACUAGUGAGAACAAAGCAACUGUCCUGAAUCAACCAGAUCUGGAUGGUUUGGCCUUUGGAAACUCAAAGCUAUCUCAGAGCAGGAAGAAAUACAGCAGCAUCAAAAAUGCUGAGAAGAAUCACAUAUCUGUCUUGCAGAAUCACAAGAGCAUUUCACUGAGCUUUUCUGAGCUUAGAAACUGUCCUUCCAUGACCGAACUGGAGCAGACUCAAAAAGACGGCAGAAACUCGGUGAAAAGGACUUUUGAGCAAGUACCAAGCCCCAUGGAGGACAUUGAGCCUUUGGCACCUCAUGUAGGUGAACUGGGCCAGGGCAUCGAGGAGGAUGAUGUUGGGGAGCUUAAGAUCCGAUAUGAGGAUUACCAGGAAAAUAAAACAGAAAGGACUAUAGUUGCCCAACAAGAAGCGCACUACAAGUUCUUCCCUAGUGUUAUUCUCUCAAACUGCCUCUCAAGGCCUGUGAAAAAGCAGGUUGGAAGUAAGACUGUUGAUGGCUGUUGCAGCUUGGAUCAUCCAGAGCAACGAAGGUCCAGGCUGAAGCUGAACAAAAAGAGGAGCAGUCCAGCAGGUCAAAAGCGGGCAAGUCCAACAGAAAUCCCCCAAACCCCCAAAAGUGAAGAUGUCACAGGGUGUACCACAUACUUACCAGACCACACAAACAAAGAAACUGAUGAGAAAGUUGAGAUGCAAAACCCAACCCUUGCAAAGUCUGAUCCAGCUGCAGACAAAGCUUCAGCUGAAUGUUCUAUUGAGGACAGGCUAGCAGAUCUUCCUGCCAAAAUAGCUUGCACCAGUGUAUCCAGUUUGCCAGGUAGCAAGUAUACUUUACGUACAAAACGUAAAGCUAUGAGUUAUGACAGUGAGGAUGGUGAUCACUCAAUUUCUCGUUCCUUCAAACAAGCCCUGGUACGCCGAGACAGCCUUAAAGAAAAUGGUGUCCUCACUGGAAGUCAGAAAAAGAGGAAGCUGUCAAAAAAAGAGCCGCCGAUUAUCAUCAAAUACAUUAUAAUUAACAGGUUUAAAGGGCAGAAGAAUAUGUUGGUAAAGAUGGCCAAGAUCAGAGCAGAUGAGCCAUAUGUGUUACUGACACAAGAGAAGCUUGACCAGUAUAACAAACUUGCCCCUCUGAAAAGUUUCUGGCCCAAGGUUCCAGAGUCACCAGCUGUCAAGUACCCUCUUCCAGAGCCAAAGGUAAAGAAACACCCCAAACGGAAGGCCAAGGUUACGCCACCAUCAGGGAAAGUCAGUAGUUCCUCAAAACCGAAAUCUGUGCAAGGCAGUAAGGUCAGAAGGACCUUAAAACAGAAGGUGAAAUCAGAAGUAGCCUUACCAAAACUGCCUCUUCCUUGGCCGUGCUACGGUGACUGCACUGAUGACUUCUGCACGGAGUAUUCGGACGUAAUGGUGGAGUUGGGUUAUCUCUCUGAGAGAGCACCCAGUCCUGCUGAUUCAACCCCACCUCGAUGCUGGUCUCCUACUGACCCCCUUUUAGAGUCAAAUGACAAUGAUCACUUGAUAAACCCGUAUAGUGAUCCUUGUCUUGGCUCGCCAUAUGAAGGUCUGUCCACAAACCUCUAUGGAAGAGGCAUCCGUAACCGAAACAAGACAUCGAGAUCAAAGAAGAUUUCUGACGUAAGCCCAAGAAGAAAAACUAAAACCACUCGUAAGCUAGCUGGCAGGGAUUCUACAGUGACUGGGGACAUGCCAAUGAAAAACACUUGCAGAGCUUCAAGAAGACCAAAGAAAGACACUGAAAGUAGAGAAGGAACCGAUGUUGGCAGCACUUCUCAGAAGAGUAGGAGAUCACGCAAGAAGAAGCAGGUUGAGGGAUCAGAGAACUCUUCUGCAAUAGCAGAGUCACAGAGUGAUUCACAGUCUUUGCACCCAGCUGAUAACCUUACGCCCACACAGACCUCAUCUGAUGAUUUGACUCCCUACCAACAUCCAGAUUCCCACCAGAAAAACCUUCAGCUUAGCAUUUCAAGUUCACAAGCACUACCAUCAGCUAUUGAACCAAAGUCAGAGGAGUGUGAAUCUAACAUUGGGGAUGUAUUUGGCUUCAGUGUACCUGCUUCAAACGAGCAAGAUCCUUUUGUUAUAAAAUCUCUAAAUAGUGUUCUCUCCCCAGCUGCGAAGAGUACUGGACAACCAUGCUCAGUCAUAACAUAUAGUAGGUCCAGUUCAAGGUCAGAGAGUGUAAGUCGAGAUGGAAACAUUUCCCCUAAUCCUUAUGAAUUUAAGUCCGAGCCUUCGGGUGCAGAACAGAGCCCUAAAGCUAUUCAGCUUUCCCAAAUAGCACCAAAGAUAUCUGGCAAACCCAGGCGACGGGCACCCAAGAAGAAAGAGGUGGGAGAAAAAGCAGUGUUAAAUUCUCCUGAGUCUAUGAUGUCGAUGAAUAUUUCAACAGAUGGACCUCAUUUUGCUGAACUCCAUUCACAGCCAAAAAAUGGAGAGACGCCGCCUCACCCAGAGAUACCUCCUGGACUUGCUGUCCUGAAGGAACUUCUCCAAAAGAGACAGUUGAAGGCGGGAGAUGCUGUUGUAUCAGAGAGUGUAUCUACCACUAAGCAAGUUUCUGAUGUUGCCAAACCUAAAAGGGCUCCCUCAUCUGCAACAAGGAAGCCCAGGGUCCCAAGAAAUCAGAUGCCAAAGGAGCCAAAGUCACGAAGCAGAAAAGGAAAGAACGCUAAACCAGAUAAUCCUGUGAAACUGGAACCUCCUCUUUCAGAUGGUAGCCCUGGAUUUUUGUCUGAUCCUGGUUUUGACAGCUGCUACUCAAUUGAAGAUAGCUUAUCUCCUGAGGUACCUCAUAAUUACAGCUUUGAUAUCAAUGCAGUCGGCCAGGCUGACUUCUCUGGUCUGUAUUCCAGUAGCCGAUUUGUUUUAACGGACAAGAAUUUGCCUCAGAAGUUCCUCAGUGAUGUCAAGCAGGAGGCCAUAUCUUCAGAUUUGGAAAACCUGCAAGAAAAGGUGCUAGACACUGUGCAAAGCUCCUUGCAUGAAUCAGCAUGGCAGAAGCCCAGGCCUCUUAGCCCCGAACUAUUUGAUAAAUCCUCUGGUGGGAAUGGGGAAGGGUUUCCCAAUGAGUUCUCGCUGUCUCUGCUGGACUCAGAGAAGAUUUUAAGAGGCAAAGAGUGGGGAGUCUCAUUGGGUAAAAUGCAUGGCAGUCACUUUCAAGACUUCCACUGUGAAAAGAGUGAUCUGCUAUAUGGGACUGAUCCCUUUUUACCCCUCACCUCAGUCUCUUUCGCUGACAAUGGCGUGUCCCCAAACGGAGACCUGCUGGAUGGAAACGAUGCAUUCACAUCAACAACUCCCAGCAGUUCUCCACGGUCUGUCAGUUCUCUGUCACAGCUAAGAAGCAGCAGUCAGGCUCAGAAGAGUGCAGGAGCUCACAUCCUCAAACCCCUGAUGUCCCCUCCCAAUCGCGAGGAGAUUCUUACAACAUUGCUCGAGUUGGACCUUUCGGAGGCCACCUACCAGGAACCUUUCUGCAGUGACCCUUCUGAUGUACCCUUCAAGCCAAGAGAGAUUGGUGGACGCAAGUUAGUGGUGGAAACAAGGCUGGCAAAAGAUCUGACAGAGUUCAGUAGCGAAUUAUCUCAAGAGGGUCUGCAGUUCUGGAAAACUGCGUUCUCUGCCAUGACUUGUUCCGGAUCGUUGCAUUAUCGGGGUGCUGACUCCUCCAAAUUCACCAAAGAUCAGAAGGACCACAGUCCGUCUCCGUCCAGUGAUCCAAAAGUAAUAUUACUUCCCUGCAAAAGUGCUCCAAGCCGAGAACGGGUACAGCUUUGGCUCCAUGCUAAGAGACAGUAUGAGUGCCUUCAGCGGGAGAUGAAAAGAAUUGGUUCAAAUAAAAUGAAGUUGGUGAUUUUAGACCAGGGCAAAUCUCAGCAAGCAGAUAGUAAGUCACCACAGCAAGAGGAGUUAGAAAGGUCUCAUAUUUCAACUCUUUCAGAGGGCAAAAAGGAAGACUCUGAAAGAGUGUCAGCUUUGCGGAGUCUCAGAAGAAAAGGGUUAAAUUUGUCUUUCCAUAUAUCUCCAGUAGAAAGUGCUGCAUCUGACAACAGCCCAAAGGACAUGAGUUGCAUCAAGGAUACUGCAAACAAAGGGCAAGAAGAGGGAGAUGGGCACUCCCUCAAACAAACACCUUCUCCAGACUCACCUGACCUACCACCAUGGCAGCAAACUACAGAUCAGAGUUUUGGUCCAGAUGAUGACAGGCAGGAACUGGCUGCUGGAUCAGAAUCUCCCAGGGUGGCUGGAUCCAUCAACCGUUCCUGUCAGUCGCCAGACAUUAUUAAGCCAAAGCAGUUCCUCAGUCCAUCUCCGUUUUACAUGAAAGCCCAGGAUGGAGACAGCCUCAGUCCCUGCAUCCUCCACAGCACUCCUGUCAUCAGCAGGAGGAAGAGCAGAGGAGACCCCGAGGUAGACUACAGCCCUCCUGGAACAGAAGAAGUGGAGACCAAAUCUAGGAGAGCACAACAGAGGAGGAACAGCAACACAGAUGCGUUACGGAGAGUGCUGCUGACCACGCAGAUGAAGAAUCAGUUCACAGGUCUGAAUGUACCCAAGAGGGACAACUCUCAGAUUGAGGGUCCGUCUAUCUGUAACUCGUAUGGAUUUAAAGUCAGCAUGCAGAACCUGCAGGAGGCUAAAGCUCUGCAUGAGGUCCAGCACCUGACAUUGAUGAGUAUGGAGUUGCAUGCGCGGACUCGGCGGGACCUGGAGCCUGACCCCGAGUUUGACCCUGUAUGUGCCUUAUUCUACUGCCUGAGCUGCGACAGCACGCUGCCCGACUCCUACAGCAAACAGAUCACAGGAGCUGUCAUCAUCGACCCGGACUGCCACUCUGCAGGACAAGGCUCGAGGAGCACAGCGCCCCUGCUGGUCAGGUCUGGUGUUGCAGGGCUGCAGGUCAGUUACACAGUGGAUGAGAAGGAGCUCUUUCAAGAAGUCUGUAGCAUCAUGAGGAAAUAUGACCCGGACAUCCUGGUGGGCUAUGAGGUGCAGAUGCAUUCGUGGGGUUACCUUCUGCAGCGGGCUUCAGCGCUGGGGCUGGAUCUCUGCCAACAGCUGUCCCGGGUGCCAGGAGAUGCGAAGGAGAACCGCUUCGCUGCAGAGAAGGAUGAAUAUGGUGCUGACACCAUGUCGGAGAUUCACAUCGUCGGGCGCAUCACCAUCAAUCUGUGGAGAGUCAUGAAGACGGAGGCUGCAUUGAAUAACUACAGCUUUGAGAAUGUGGCAUUUCACCUGCUGCACCAGCGCUUCCCUCUGUACACCCCACGCACACUCUCCGACUGGUUCGACCAUAAAACACAUCUGUACAGGUGGAAGGUGGUGGAUCACUAUGUCAGUAGAGUGUGUGGUGUGAUUCAGCUCAUGCAGCAGCAGGACAUCGUGGGACGAACCAGUGAGUUUGCACGAGUUUUCGGAAUCCAGUUCUACCACGUGCUGACCAGAGGAUCUCAGUACCGAGUGGAGUCGAUGAUGUUGCGCGUCGCUAAGCCGAUGAACUACAUCCCCGUCACUCCGAGCACACAGCAGCGCGCCCAGCAGAGGGCAACACAGUGCAUCCCGCUGGUCAUGGAGCCGGAGUCGCGUUUCUAUAGUAACUCUGUGGUGGUGCUGGACUUCCAGUCUCUGUAUCCCUCCAUCGUCAUUGCAUACAACUACUGCUACUCCACCUGCCUCGGACACGUGGACAGCCUCGGGACGUCGGAUGAGUUUCAGUUCGGUUGUACGUCUCUGCGCGUUUCCCCUGAUCUCCUCUAUCAGCUCCGUAAUGACAUCACGGUGUCUCCUAACGGAGUCGCGUACGUUAAGGCGUCGGUGCGUAAGGGCGUGCUGCCACGGAUGCUGGAGGAGAUCCUGCAGACCCGUCUGAUGGUGAAGGGGGCGAUGAAGUCGUAUCGUGAUGAUAAAGCUCUGCAGCGGCUGCUGAACGCUCGACAGCUCGGCCUCAAGCUCAUCGCCAACGUCACCUUUGGCUACACCUCCGCUAACUUCUCUGGCCGCAUGCCCAGCGUGGAGGUGGGGGACAGUAUCGUGCACAAAGCAAGAGAGACGCUGGAGAGGGCGAUCAAACUGGUGAACGAGACCAAGAAGUGGGGAGCGCGAGUGGUUUACGGAGACACAGACAGUAUGUUUGUGCUGUUGAAGGGGGCGACUAAAGAGCAGGCCUUUAAAAUCGGUCAUGAAAUCGCUGAAGCAGUAACAGCCACCAACCCCAAACCAGUGAAGCUGAAGUUCGAGAAGGUGUAUCUCCCGUGUGUGUUACAGACUAAGAAGCGCUAUGUCGGUUAUAUGUAUGAGUCCAUGGAUCAGAAGGAUCCUGUGUUUGACGCUAAAGGCAUUGAGACGGUGAGGAGAGAUGGCUGCCCCGCUGUUUCCAAGAUCCUGGAGCGCUCGGUGAAGCUGCUGUUUGAGUCUAGGGACAUCAGCCUGGUGAAGCAGUAUGUGCAGCAGCAGUGCGUGAAGGUUCUGGAGGCUAAAGUGAGCCUGCAGGAUCUGACCUUCGCCAAAGAAUACAGAGGCAGCGCCUCCUACAGGCCGGGAGCCUGCAUACCAGCACUGGAGCUGACCAGGAGGAUGAUGUCAUAUGAUCGGCGUUUGGAGCCUCGUGUUGGAGAACGUGUUCCGUACGUUAUAGUCUACGGUACUCCGGGGGUUCCUCUGAUCCAGCUGGUGCGGCGCCCCCUGGAGGUCCUGCAGGACCCCAGCCUGCGGCUGAACGCCACCUAUUACAUCACCAAACAGAUCCUGCCCCCCCUCGCCCGCAUAUUCAACCUGAUCGGGGUGGACGUGUUCUGCUGGUACCAGGAGCUGCCGCGGGUCCAGAAGUCCUCCUGUCUCUCGGGGGGCGCUGUCGGAGAGGAGGUGGGACGGAAAGGCACCAUCUCUCAGUACUUCACCACGCUGCACUGCCCGGUGUGUGACGAGCUCACUCAGCUGGGGGUGUGCGAGCGGUGUCGGGCAGAACCUCAGCGCGUGGCCGUCACUCUGCAGCAGAACCUCAGACUGUGGGAGAGCCAGCAGGACCAGCUGCUGAAGAUCUGUCGGGCAUGCAGUGGCAGUGUGGAACGUCAGGUUCCAUGUGUUUGUCUAGACUGUCCAGUUCUCUAUAAGGUGACUCGGGUCAACCGGCAGCUCUCCAGAGCUCCAUAUCUACGCCAGCUUCUGGAGCAGUUCUGACCUCCUCUGUGUCUCUCUCUCUCUCCCUCUCCCUCUCCCUCUCUCUCUCGCUCUCUCUCUGAUCUGGUGCUAUACGCUGCUCUGAAGCAGCUCAGUGUUCAUGUCUGUUUUAAACGGUGCUUCGUUUUGAACUCGGAGGGUCUCGCUCUGUCCCUUUUUUGUUUUUUUCUUUUGCCCCCCCCCCCCGCCGAGCAUGCUCAGUCGCUCACUGGGACUGAAGAGGAGCAGAUGAGGAAGCUUUCCCGUGUUGCCGUGGUGAUUCAUUAGCCUCCUGAUCAUUAGUUCUCAUUGUUCGCUGCUAUCAACUAAAAGAAAUGGUCUGUCCUGGUUUUGCUGGUUUCUGUGGGCGUCUGUACUGUGGAGAACGUGUGAUCACGGCGGGUCAGACGGGGUCUCGGUAGCAGGUUCUAUAAGAACGAGAGAUUCUGAAGCUGCGAGUGAUUUUCAGUGGUCUGAACGAAAGCCCUGUGUAAAUAUGUCCUGUAUAGUAAGUGUCUGAAGUCCUGUGUCUGUCAGUGUUCGGGAGUAAACGACUGUAAUCUCUUACCGAAGGAAGAAUGUUUGUUUUUUCAGGGUUUCAUUUCUACACGCCGAAGAAGCCGCGGCGCAAACCUGUCUGAUUACAUUUCAGAGAGAAGCUGAUCAUCCUGUGCGUUUUUUACAGAUGUUUCUAAGCAGAACAGAACCUCCCGUGUUCUUUACCUGCGCUAAAAGAAAUGAAUAAAGGUCAUUUAAACGUUUCCACAACAGGACACUGUGGAUCUGCAAACUGUAAACUUGUACAAACGAAGAAAGUGUGUUUUUUCCCCUUUUUCUUUUUUAAUAAACAUCUUUGGGUGGAGGCUUAAGAUUGAUAUAAUAAAACUUGAUGUAUUAAAUGA